AGAACUCCUUCGUUCCACUAUCUGUAAUCAUACUCUGAAAUCUCACUUUCUCAGUGCAACAAUUAUGAUCCAAGACGAGGCAUCCCUCUUCCACAACUCCCUCCUCGCUCUCUUCCUCAUUGCACCCCCUACCUUCCUCUCCCUCACCUUCCUCCAAGCCCCCUACGGCAAGCACCACAGGCCCGGCUGGGGGCCCAACCUCCCGCCCCCCCUCGCCUGGCUCCUCAUGGAAAGCCCAACGCUCUGGCUCACCCUCCUUCUCUUCCCCCAUGGUCUCCACUCCCACAACCCCAAAGCCCAAACCCUCAUCACCCCCUUCCUCCUCCACUACUUCAACCGUACCAUCAUCUACCCUCUCCGUCUCCUCUUCACCCCUUCCAGAAAAACCGCCUCGGGCUUCCCACUCUCCGUCGCCCUCAUGGCCUUCGUCUUCAACCUUCUCAAUUCCUAUCUCCAGACCCGUUCAAUCUCCCACUACCACGCCCAUUAUACUUCCUCGGGCUUUUUCUGGGUCCGAUUUUUUAUUGGGCUUUUGGUGUUUUUGUGUGGGAUGGGGAUUAAUGUGUGGGCCGAUAGGGUUUUGCUGCGGCUGAAGAGCGAGGGGAAGGGCUACGUGGUGCCCAGGGGAGGGUUGUUCGACCUCGUUGCGUGUCCUAAUUACUUUGGGGAGAUUGUGGAGUGGUUGGGCUGGGCUGUCAUGACUUGGUCAUGGGCUGGGCUUGGCUUUUUUCUUUAUACUUUUGCUAACCUCGGGCCCAGGGCACGUGCCAACCGCAGGUGGUAUUUGGAAAAGUUUGGAGAGGAUUAUCCGAAGCAAAGGAAGGGUGUUAUUCCCUACUUGUAUUGAUCAUUCUUCUUUUGUUUUUUGUUGCAUUGUAAUUGGGGAUGUGAAAUGGGAUUAAGGGGGAAAACCACCAAUAAUUUUAUGGUGUUUAUGACGAUGAUGCAUUGUUGCUCGAAGUUGUCUGCCUAAUCUCAUUCUGAGAUCAAGGGGUUUUUCUUAAAUUUUAAAUUACAAUUUUGGUGAUUUUAUUUUUCA
Vigna umbellata (rice bean) is the source of this 1039-nucleotide messenger RNA. RefSeq names its product 3-oxo-5-alpha-steroid 4-dehydrogenase family protein (gene DET2). Lineage: Eukaryota; Viridiplantae; Streptophyta; Magnoliopsida; Fabales; Fabaceae. Gene Ontology annotation, biological process: brassinosteroid biosynthetic process. The record is from RefSeq and is a predicted model, not a curated record. Gene Ontology annotation, cellular component: membrane. Gene Ontology annotation, molecular function: 3-oxo-5-alpha-steroid 4-dehydrogenase activity.